Molecule: messenger RNA, 3372 nt
Organism: Dendronephthya gigantea
Lineage: Eukaryota; Metazoa; Cnidaria; Anthozoa; Malacalcyonacea; Nephtheidae
Exons: 4
Coding region: 1-3372 (1123 amino acids)
Molecular function (GO): zinc ion binding; nucleic acid binding
Source: RefSeq, a predicted model, not a curated record
AUGUCAACCGUGGACGAGCUGUUGAAAAAAGUGGAAGGUAAGCUUCGAAUGCUGAAAUUUAUGAGCGAUGAGACCCCCAGUGUUUUAGGAAUGAAUAAACAAAAACAAAUUGAGAGACAUGUCAAAGUGUUGGAAUCGUUAAUCGAGGAAGUUCAUGAUUUAAAAGUGGAAGUUCAGAGAAAGAGAAUUGAGAAAGGGGAUGACCUCACAGAAGUUAGAACAUGGAGCCGUGACUUAGAACAAACUGUACUUGAGUUUGAAAAUGUUAUCAGUGAAGUGAAACAGCAGAGUGAGAAACUGUGCGAAAUUGAACUCCAGAAAGCUAAGGAUAAGGAGAGAGGAAUUGAAAAAGAAAAGCGUAGGAAACGUUAUGAGGAAGAGAUGGCAUUCAAGGAAGCUAAACUGGAACUGAAACGAAAGUUUAAAAAGGGAUUAGAGGAAGUUAAAAUGAAGUCUGCAAGCCAAUGCAAUUCUGCAAAGCUGCCCAAGUUAACACGGUAUGGGAAAGAAAGUGAAGUUGCAAAUGCCCAUAUGCAGAGCAUUAUUUCCCUACCAACCAUAUCUGGGUCCGAUGCAAGGAAAAUCAAUAGUUUCUUUAAAACACUGGUUGCAAAUACACAAGCAUUAGAAACCAUGGGGAAGCUGAAUGAAGUAAAGGGGUUUGCACGAAGCACGCUGGAUAAAUUACCAGGCAUACGGGCAGACUUGGUACGAUCAGAUGACAAUUGGCAAGAUUGGGGAUUUGGUGAGAUGGUCGAAGCACUGCGAAAAUGCUGUGUGAGGAACCCCAUAUCAGAAGAAGACCAUAAGUCAGAUCACAAGGGUACCAGCCAUUAUCAACAAAAAUCUGGAAAGCUCUUACAUGCGAAGCAGGAAUUAUGGAAACCAAGACCGUGUGUGUUCUGUGAGUCAACCCUACACAAGUCCGUAGACUGCGACCAAGUUGUGGACAUUACAUCUCGAAAGAAGAUCUUGUUAGAGAAAAAACUAUGUUUCAACUGCACUGGUGUAAAACAUCGAGCAUCCGAAUGUCAAAAUAAAACAACUUGCUUUCGGUGUAAUGCGAAACAUCACACCUCUAUUUGUGAUGACCAAGGAAGUGCAACUAAACAAAUGAUGUUGGCUACUGGUAAAGGGACGGUGAUAUAUCCAGUUGUUGUAGCGGUUGUCAAUGGGAUAAAAUGCAAGGCCCUCUUGGACACAGGAGCUGGCAGUUCGUAUAUCUCUGCAGAUUUGGUAAAGCUUCUAAGGAAACAGCCUUCACGAACUGAGUACCGGCAUAUUGAUAUGAUGAUGUCAUCGACAACUCAGAGAAUUGAGAUCUAUGAUGUGAUUAUGGCUGAUGUUAGAGGAAAAUUUGAAAUGAAAACCCAAAUGGAUGAUGAAGACACCAAAGCUGAGUUACCCAUUCACCUCAUCUUGGGGGGAGGUGACUAUUCUCGAAUCAAAACUACCACCAAGCCUAGGUUGGGUCACCCUGGCCAACCAAUCGCCGAGCUCACCGCUUUGGUUUGGACAAUGAUGUCAGCUGGAGAGGAAGUUGAUUUCAGCAACAUUUAUCUUACCAAAUCUCCAGCUGCAGAUUAUGAAGAACUGUGCUCCCUGGAUGUUUUAGGCCUCAAGGACCACCCGCAACAUUAUCAACAGUUCAUUUAUAAGGAAUUCCAAGAGCAAUUAACACAGAGCGAUGAAGGAUGGUACGAAACGAGGUUAUUAUGGAAGCCUGGUCACGACCCAUUACCAAACAACAAAAGAAACAGUAUAGGACGGUUGUCUGGGUUAUUGAAAAGGCUUCAAAGAGAUCCAGAGUUGCUGACUCAAUAUGAUGAUAUCAUUCAGAAUCAGAAGAUUCAAGGCAUUGUGGAGGAAGUCACUAACGAUCCAGUAGGAAAAGAAUUUUAUUUACCUCACCGACCAGUGAUCCGAAAGUCUGCCGAGUCAACAAAGGUGCGGAUCGUAUAUGAUGCAUCUUCCAAGGAAAUGGCGUUGAGUGGAGACCUCGAGCAAGCCUUUCUUCAAGUCCAAGUACGUGGCCAAGAUAGAGAUUCCCUAAGAUUUCAUUGGAUCAAGGACAAGGACUUGUUAAAUGUUGAAGUUUUAAGAAUCACUCGAGUAGUUUUUGGUCUCGUGCAGUCACCAUUCUUGCUGGGAGGGACCAUCCAAUGCCUUUUGGAGAGUAUGCGUCAGAAGUACCCUAUAGAAGUCGCGGAGAUCAAGAAAAACCUCUAUGUAGAUGACGUCAUCAGUGGUGGAGAGACUACAGAAGCAGUUCGUGGUUUGAAAUCAAUGGCGGUGGAAAUUUUUAAGCAUGGGAAGUUCACUCUACACAAGUGGCACUCCAACAAACUAGAUUUGGAAGGGGGGAGCCAGCCCACAGAAAUUAAUCAAAGUUAUGCCAAGGAACAGCUUGGUGUCAAACCCGGUGAAACAAAGCUAUUAGGACUCCCCUGGAACAAGGCAAGGGACACGAUCGCAACAGUCUUUCCAGACAACACGCCAGUUACAACAAAAAGGGAAAUGUUGCGAUUUCUGGCUUCCAUCUAUGACCCCCUUGGAAUCGUUUCUCCCAUAUCCCUUGUCGGUAAACUCCUCUACCGUGAUGUAUGUGAUCAACGUUGGCCUUGGGAUGCAAAGUCACCACCCCAGAUAUUUAAGCGUUGGAGAAAAUUAGAGAAUGCCCUACCCAAACAGAUGGAAGUACCACAUAGCAUCGCAGCCUUUGAAGAACUGAUUGAAGCAGUCCAUCUCCACGCGUUCGGUGACACUAGUUCUGACGGUACGUGUGCAGCCGUGUACACACUUGUGCACCAGCAAUCGGGAGUCAAUCCAGGCUUAGUAGCUGCCAAGUCGAGACUUGCAAAAAAGAAUUUGACUAUCCCACGAUUAGAACUUGUAUCAGCCCACAUGGCUGCAAACCUCAUAGACAAUGUCAAGAAUGCGUUGAGUUAUCCAGUUACAUCAGUCUUUGGGUGGCUAGAUAGUACUACCGCCCUUUAUUGGAUAAAGGGAAACGGCAACUAUAAAGAGUUUGUUGCGAAUAUAACGAAGAAAAUCAAAUAUCAAAAUUGGUCAAUCGUACUUAUUAAGAAUGACGAGCGAAACCGUAGCAAGUGGAACCUAAGUGUUGUUGUUAAACCUAUUAAGGGUCGAGAUGGUGUUGUUAGAGCUGUACGAUUACAAGCCGGAAAAUCAUAUCUCGACCGUGCGGUCCAACAGCUGUAUCCAUUGGAAUUAGAAUGUGAUGAUCCUCCAGUGGUUAAACCAGCAGUUGUAUUGAAUGCAGAAGCCAGGGAGUUCCGACCAAAACGGAAAGCCGCACAAGAAGCCGAGAAGCUAAUCAAGAACGUUGCUGAGUUUGAACUUGAAAGUUAA